Durio zibethinus is the source of this 2599-nucleotide messenger RNA. The record is from RefSeq and is a predicted model, not a curated record. Lineage: Eukaryota; Viridiplantae; Streptophyta; Magnoliopsida; Malvales; Malvaceae.
CGGCUACGAUACACGUGGGCAUUGUUUUGCCGACGUGUCAUUAUCCCAACCAACCUUACACGUAUUUUAUCAAAAUUUUCGGUGCUGUAUUACGUCAAGCAGCCAAACUUGAAUUGUCAUUACAAUUGCAAACAAUUAGAAAAAUCGCUUUUGAUCAGAUAGAUAGUCUCAAUAGCUAAUUUGGAUGGUAGCUUUUGUUGGGUAUCAGUAAUAUUGCAGCGCUUGGACUAAUUUCAUUGACUAAAAAAAGGUGCGGUACCCAGGAAUUUGUUCAAACAUUGCUUAAUCUGAGAAUUUCUUAAUGGGGGCUAUUCUGAGCUUGGCUGCUGCAAGGAGUUCAAUAAAUGACUACAAUGAGGUCUCACCGAGUGAAAGCAGCAAGAAACUGAAGAUGUCCUCAUGCUUCCAUGAAGAUAGAUCAAGACUGAUUCCUAGUCUUCCUGAUGAGUUAUCAAUGCAGAUCCUUGCUCGAAUUCCUAGAAUUCACUACUUUAAUCUGAGGCUGGUAUCGCAGAAGUGGAAGGCAACUGUUAUGAGCCCUCAACUAUUUAAAUUGAGAAAAGAACUUGGAAUGACAGAGGAGUGGUUAUAUGUGCUAACUAAAGUUGAAGGGGAAAAACUUCUAUGGCAUGCUUUGGACCCUUUGUCAAGGAAGUGGCAGAGGCUGCCAUCAAUUCCAAAUGUCAUUUUUGAAGAAGAAUCUAGGAAGAGUUUAUGGAACAUUGUGGAAUAUAGAAUUAAAAUUGCUGAAUUUAUAAGAGGCUGGCUUGGGCAUAAGGAUGGAUCAAAUCACAUGCAAUUUUGUGGUUGUGCCAUUGGUGCUGUUGAUGGAAGCCUGUAUGUGCUAGGGGGAUUCUCAAGAGAUUCUACCAUGAGAAACGUCUGGCGAUUCGAUCCACUUCUAAAUGCAUGGACCGAAGUGACUUCCAUGUCAAUAGGUCGGGCCUACUGUAAGACAAGCAUUUUAGAUAAUAAGCUAUAUGUUGUAGGAGGGGUUAGUCUAGGCCGAAGUGGGUUGACUCCUCUUCAAUCUGCUGAAGUUUUUGAUCCCCAUACCGGUACGUGGUCCCAAGUUCCAAGUAUGCCAUGUUCAACAGCUCAUAUGUUACCUAAUGCGUUUUUGGCUGAUAUGCUGAAGCCUAUUGCCACUGGGAUGACUUCAUACAUGGGAAGGUUAUAUGUAGCUCAGAGUUUAUAUUCAUGGCCUUUAUUUCUUGAUGCUGGGGGUGAGAUUUAUGAUCCUGAAACAAAUUCAUGGGCUGAUAUGCCAAGUGGCAUGGGGGAAGGUUGGCCUGCACGGCAGGCAGGUACAAAGUUGAGUGUUGUGGUAGAUGGUGAAUUAUAUGCUUGUGAUCUUUCCAGCCCUUUGAAUAGUAGUAAAAUAAAGGUGUAUGAUCAAAAAGAAGAUGCUUGGAAAGUUGUCAUUGGAAAUGUCCCUAUUAAUGAUUUUUCAAAUUUAGAAUCUCCAUAUUUACUUGCUGGAUUUCAUGGAAGGCUUCAUGUCAUCACGAGAGAUGCCAAUCAUGACAUUGCUGUUCUACAGGCUGAUCCCCAGGAUAAUUUCAGUCCUUUGCCAUCAAACUCAACUUCUCUUUCAGGUGGUUCCUUACAGAAAUUUCCUGAUUCAGUGGCUGAAUCUGAAACAGUAAUCUGGAAGGUUAUUGCCACCAGAGAUUUUGGGUCUGCUGAACUUGUCAGUUGUCAGGUUCUUGACAUUUAGGUAUAUCAAGCAACAUGUUAGAGUGCAAUUCUAAAAUGUUUAUUGCCUGGAAUCUAUAGAAGUGAGUUCAGUGAAUUCAGGUUCAGCAAAUUUUACAGUCUCUAUGAAUUGUUCAAAAUUAUAAAUCUACCCUGUCCAGAAGAUCAUCAUCAAGUUUGUCAAUUGUUCAUGGCUCAUUGUUGGUGAUCUCAUCGGAUGUCCUUAGAAUCUAUGGAUUGGUGAUAUAAACAACGAUCCACAUACCUUUCAAUGUGUAAUAAAAGGUGGCAUUAUAGCAAUUUAAAGGAGAAUAAUAUAAUAUCAGUAAAUCCUCUUUAUUAGGUUUUGAGCAUUUAGUGAUUUAAUUUACAAAUACAAGAUCAUCAUUAAUUGAUUAUUAUCUUUGUAAUGCAUAUUUGUGACACACUUAACAAAAAUGAAAAUCAAAUAAAAGAGUUAUAUAGCAAAGUCUACUGCUUCAUUGCCAAUUGAUUUGAUGUACUUUCUUUGUGAUCUGUUACUUUUGUGGUUUCUAACUUUCUACUCCAGCAGGUGUCCCACUGUUUCCCAAUUGAUUGGUUCCCUGAUUUAGAUCAAACAGUGCAACAAACACCUCUAUGUGUCCUCAAUUUCUUUCUUUUUUUUUCCCACUCAUGAAGCUAACAAAAUAAGCCAUGAUUGUUGUUUAAUCCGUUGAACCUUUUCUUGCUCAUGGUUGCUCUAAAAGUAACCUAAAUUGUUAAUAACUAUUCUGUUUUUGAUUCAUUGAACCACGUUGGAUGUCUCAAAUAAAGGUACUAGUGGGUUCAUGUAUCUUAUCCCAAUUAAAUGUAAUUUGUACUUCAUACUGUUGCUCUUGUUGAUCUUAAACAGAGUGAAGAAUUGUUUAUGGUUAAAAGA